AAGCUGUUGCAGAGUAGCAAGAUCUCACAGUGCUUCUUCACGGGAAAUAGAAAGUAAACUUUUGAAUUUACUUUCUUUACCCAGUAACAGCAAUUACAAAUGUUAAAAGAGAUGGGAAGGACAAGCCUGGCUGUGCUAGUAAUUUUAUGUGUGUUAAGGACUGUUAAAGCUUUUGAAAUGGAAAUUAUACCUGCUGGGAGAAUCGUGGCACAGAUUGGAGACACACUCAUACUCACAUGCAAUACUACUGGCUGUGCAUCACCAAGUUUUUCCUGGAGAACACAGAUGGACAGCCCCCUUGGAGGAAAAGUCAGCAACUACAGGACACAUUCUACAUUGACUAUGGAUCCAGUUAGAGUUGUGAAUUCUCAUUCUUACCUUUGUACUGUCAUGUGUGAUGGCAGAGGGAUAAAGGAGAAGACUGUCAAAGUUGAACUUUACUCUUUCCCCAGUGAUCCUGUCAUUGAGAUCAGCCAGUCCUUAGUUGCCGGAGAACCAGCCACUGUCAUCUGUAAAAUUCCUGAUGUGUAUCCUUCUGACCACCUGGAAGUUGUCCUAAAGAAAGAUGAACAUGUUCUUCAUGAGAAACAUUUUUUUGAAGAUGACAGCACAAAUACAGAGACCAAAACUGUGACAUAUACAUUUCAUCCCACGGUUGAAGAUAUUGGGAAAGAGAUUACCUGUGUGGCCAAGUUACUAAUUGCUAAUAUGGGUUUUGAACCCAAUGAAAGAACAUCUUCUCAGAAAUUUAAUGCAAAUUUUGGUCCACAAAAUACUGUCAUUACUGCAUCUCCAGGCAACUCGCUGAUGGAAGGAGACUCUCUGAACCUCACUUGUGUGACUCAGAGUAACCCUCCAGCAAAAAUAGUUUGGAGUAAAUAUUUGGCUGAAGAAAGCAUUCAGCAUCUGAUAAAAAACAAUGUUCUUUCUAUUCCCCUUGUCCAUUUCAAUGAUUCAGGACGGUACAUCUGUGAAGUAAUUAAUCUGGUAACUAAUAAAAGAGAGAAAGCAACCGUGGACAUUCUUAUACAAGGUGCUCCAGUCAUUACAAAACUCUCCAUUGAACCUUCUACAACAGUUCAAGAAGGAGAAAAUGUUACCAUACAAUGUUCUGCUGAAAGUAACCCUCCUCCCAAGAUUAUUUUAAGGAGAAAAUCUGACAAUGCAGACAUGAGGCCUUACAGUGCCAGGAGUAUUCUUCUUCCAUCUGUGAUGUUCCAAAAUGGAGGAGACUAUGAAUGUCUAGCAGAAAACAAGUUUGGGAAGAGAAAAAGUGAAAUCACGCUUAAUGUGACAUAUGGACCAAGGAAUACAAUGAUCACUAUAAUACCCACUGCUGUUCUUAAAGAAGGAGAAACUGUGACAAUGAAAUGUACUAGUUCUGGUAAUCCAGCUCCUGUGAUCUCCUGGAAGAAAAAGAAGGCCACCGGGGAGUCUGAGAAAAUUUCUAAAAAUGCUACUUUAACUAUAUGGAACUUGAAAAGUGAAGAUCUGGGGCUUUAUGAAUGUGAAGCUCAUAAUCAAUUUGGCAAGGAAGAAAAAGCUGUGAAAUUAUAUGUUCAAGCAAGAUUGGAAGAAGCAGAUCAGAUGAUACCAUUGGUUAUUGCAUUCUCAUCUGUAGCAGCAGUAGCGGUACCUGCCGUUGCAAUUUUGAUAUACGUGUCAAGACAAGCAAAGAUCAAUGGAUCCUACAGUCUUGUAAAAGCACUCAGGUUGAAAGUUUGAUCAUGUGAAUAUAAGUUUGUAGUAGAUAAUAAGCACAUUUAUUUAUUGCUGUGACUGGUUCUAAUCUUCUGUAACAUAUGGUAACAAACAAGUGACUUAAGAACAGCACCAUGUGAUAGCAAAUGGGCUUAUUUUCAUGUUUUGAUAAGUGUUUUGGUAUUUAAAUUAAAGGAAGAGCUAGAAUCCUGACCUAGAAAUUGAUAAAUCACUUCUGUGUUGAAGCAUUCUGAACAAAGGGUUCUGUGGAGAGCUAGGUUUGUACAUAGUGUAUAGUUUGUAUUAUAAAUAUGUUCAACUAAAUAUCAGUUUGUAAAACUGAAGUCUUAUUGCAACUGUACAGAGAAAUUUUGUUAAUUCAAAGAUAUAAAUCAAUAUUGAUUGAGCUGAUCAGGUGAUUUUUAUUUUGUAUUACUCUGCAGCAUGAAUGUUUUUUUAUAUAAUUUGUCUGUGGUAAUGUCUGGAAAAUGUUCUCUUUUCACUGAUAUUGCCAUAAACUCUGUACCUUCCGUGAAGUUACACAAUCACUGGGCUAUGCAUUUCUAACAAAUUUAAACUAAUUUAAGCCUUUGAGGUUCAUUUGUGAAACAUUUUAUUUUAAAUAUUAUUAAAAAAAAUGUCUGGUGUUAUAAUCUAGUAAAUUCUAGGACUGCUAUGGUAUUCUUGCUCACUUCAGUCAUUCUCAGAUCAAUGUCAGAAUUCCAUUAUUUUGUGAUGAACCAAGUCAGACCCUUCUUGUAAAAUACAAGCAGAUUUUAAAUAUGCUUUACAGAUUUCCACUGCAAAAUAAAACUACCAGUAGAUU
Messenger RNA from Sturnus vulgaris (Common starling), 2527 nucleotides. It is a transcript of the gene VCAM1, whose product is annotated as vascular cell adhesion molecule 1. Gene Ontology annotation, molecular function: integrin binding. The record is from RefSeq and is a predicted model, not a curated record. Gene Ontology annotation, biological process: cell-cell adhesion. Lineage: Eukaryota; Metazoa; Chordata; Aves; Passeriformes; Sturnidae. Gene Ontology annotation, cellular component: plasma membrane.